ACGGAGCUGCCGCUGCUGCCGCUGCUGCUGCUGCUGCUGCUGCAACAAGAGACAAGACGCGUCUUGGAUCACAAAUAGGGAUGCAGGGCGCAUGCGCACUGGGCGCCGUUUACUGUAUGAUAUUCACCGUGGAGGAAAAAAAGGGGGGCAGGCAACAAACCAGGCGUUUUUAGAAUCACCAAAACGAGACUUGUGCCAUGUAAAUAAGCGCCAGCGGGGAUCGGAACGCGUCAUCAACAGGUGUGAUGAGACAAAGGAACAAAGGAUGCCUUAGAGGAGAGGUGGCAUACAUGCAUGGAAACCUCUUCAAAGCCCACCGCCAAAUGGAUCUAACGCCUCCCCUCCUCGCCGCCACCAUCGCCGCCUCCAGAUCAUGAUACUUGGCUGAAGCUGUUCCACUAUCUUUAUGAUCCCUCCUCCAUCUAUGGCGAACUAUAGCCAUGCAGGGGACCACACCAUCUUGCAGAAUGUCUCUCCUCUCGCCACAUUCCUCAAAUUGACCUCGCUUGGUUUCAUCAUCGGCAUCGGCGUGGUGGGGAACCUCCUGAUCUCCAUCCUGCUGGUCAAAGACAAGAGUCUGCACCGGGCGCCGUACUACUUCUUGCUGGACCUCUGCGCCUCGGACAUCCUUCGCUCGGCCAUCUGCUUCCCCUUCGUCUUCACGUCGGUCAAGAAUGGUUCGGCGUGGAGCUACGGCACGCUGACCUGCAAGGUGAUCGCCUUCCUGGGCGUCCUGUCGUGCUUCCACACGGCCUUUAUGCUCUUCUGCGUCAGCGUUACCCGAUACUUGGCCAUCGCCCACCACCGCUUCUACACCAAGAGGUUAACCUUUUGGACCUGCCUGGCCAUUAUCUGCAUGGUGUGGACGUUGUCGGUGGCGAUGGCGUUCCCGCCCGUUCUGGAUGUGGGGACGUACUCGUUCAUCCAUGAGGAGGACCAGUGCACUUUCCAGCACCGGUCGUUCCGAGCCAACGACUCGCUAGGCUUCAUGCUCCUGCUGGCGCUUAUCCUUCUCGCCACACAGCUGGUUUACCUCAAGCUCAUAUUCUUUGUGCACGAUCGUCGGAAGAUGAAGCCAGUCCAGUUCGUACCCGCCGUGAGCCAGAACUGGACUUUCCACGGACCCGGCGCGAGCGGGCAAGCCGCGGCCAACUGGCUAGCUGGAUUUGGCCGAGGCCCGACACCGCCGACUCUGCUGGGAAUCCGUCAGAACAGCAACGCCGCCGGUCGACGCCGUCUUCUAGUUCUGGAUGAGUUUAAGACGGAGAAGAGGAUUAGUAGGAUGUUCUACAUCAUGACGUUUUUCUUCUUGGCUCUGUGGGGCCCUUACCUGGUUGCCUGCUACUGGCGGGUUUUCGCCAGGGGUCCGGUGGUCCCGGCAGGUUACCUGACAGCUGCUGUGUGGAUGAGCUUUGCGCAGGCCGGGGUCAACCCUUUCAUCUGCAUCUUCUCUAACCGAGAGCUGCGGCGCUGCUUUAGCACCACGCUGCUCUACUGCAGAAAAUCCAGGCUACCCAGGGAACCCUAUUGCGUUAUAUGAAGGUUUACGCUUUUUCUUGUUUUGGUUUCCCUGAUUGAUCUUGAUCCGGGCCCAGACGCCCGGUUGUACAGUCCGUUUCUACUUCUAUCUUGACCCCAGCUGGGUCAGGACGUCCAUCCCCACCCCCUCCACCAGGGAGUGUUGGACAUGGAGGCUGGAUAUGGAAUACAGUCUCCUGAAGUCCUCUGCUGGGUUUGGAGUCCGACUCUGGGACACCAUAUAAUGUUGGAGACAAAAACAGAAAAAGAAAAAAAAAACCUUUGGAUAUUUUUUGAGUGAUUCUGUCUGAAAAAAAAAAAACAACUAGAGGAAUUUCUGGUUCGACAUUUUUUAAGAGUUGCACUAAAAGAAGAUGUAAAGAGGCUUUUUUUUCCUUUUUGGUCUUUUUAAUUUUGUGAACAUUUUCAAUAGACAAUGAAUUGCAACAGACUCCACGAUCGCUGUAAGUAAAGCAAACGUGUUGGAAUACGUCACGAGAGGAUUAAAAUGGUUUCGAUGUAAGUGAUAUCUUUUUAG
Messenger RNA from Synchiropus splendidus (mandarinfish), 2056 nucleotides. RefSeq names its product G protein-coupled receptor 85 (gene gpr85). The coding region runs from base 407 to 1540 and encodes 377 amino acids. The record is from RefSeq and is a predicted model, not a curated record. Lineage: Eukaryota; Metazoa; Chordata; Actinopteri; Syngnathiformes; Callionymidae. The transcript is spliced from 2 exons. Gene Ontology annotation, biological process: G protein-coupled receptor signaling pathway. Gene Ontology annotation, cellular component: plasma membrane. Gene Ontology annotation, molecular function: G protein-coupled receptor activity.